Messenger RNA from Eriocheir sinensis (Chinese mitten crab), 4813 nucleotides. RefSeq names its product mucin-5AC-like. The coding region runs from base 1970 to 3658 and encodes 562 amino acids. The transcript has 5 exons. Gene Ontology annotation, molecular function: chitin binding. The record is from RefSeq and is a predicted model, not a curated record. Gene Ontology annotation, cellular component: extracellular region. NCBI's taxonomy places the organism in Eukaryota, Metazoa, Arthropoda, Malacostraca, Decapoda, Varunidae.
CGAGGAGGUAGGAUGUGCGUGUCGCCUUCUCCGUCUGGCUCUCACUCGCCCGCUAACAUUCGCCCCUUGUGGAACGCUUUGACAGAGAGAGAGAGAGAGGGAGAUCGGUGGGCGGUAUAGUGACUCGGCGAGGCUUGGGAGAGCGUCAGGAAGACUUUAAACGAAACUAAAAUGAGAACACUCGUAAUGGAAGUAAGAGAGAUAUGCAGGCAAGGAACGAGCGACUAAGUGUGUGUGUGUUAGUAUGUGUUGGCAAAUCUAAAGUGUUGUGAAAGAUUAAACGAAGACGCCGAGAGCUAUUGUACUGAUGCAAGAACGAAGGAAGGACGGAAAGAAGGGAGGAAACUGAAUUGAAAAGAAGGAAGGCAUGAAGGAAGGAAGAGUUAACAUAUUGUACUACUAAAUAAAUAAAACUAAAAUGGAAAGAUUAAGAAAGACAUUGAACUGAGAACCGGAAAAGAAGGAAAGAAGGAAGGAAACUGAAUUGAAAAGAAAGAAGGCAUGAAGGAAGGAAGAGUUAACAUAUUGUACUACUAACUAAAUCAACCUAAAAAGGGAAGAAAAGAAAGACAUUGAAUAGAAAGCGAGAAAAGAAAGAAAGAACGAAGGAAACUGAAUUGAAAAAAAAGGAAGAAAGGAAUUAACGAAGGAAAAGGAAGGAGGGAAGAGACAACAUACGGAACUACUAACUAAAUCAAUCUAAAAAAACAAAAAGAAGAAGAAACGAAAGACAUUGAAUUGAAAACGAGGAAACAAGGAAAGAAAUGAGAAAGGAAAGGCUAACAUAUGAUACAAAGCCGAAUUGAAAGAAGGAAGGAAAGUGCAUGGAAAGAAAGGAAGGGAUGGAAGGAAGGAAGGAAGAACUAGCAUGUGAUAAAACGGGGAACUAAAAAAAAAGAAAGAAGAAAGAAAAGAAGGAACGAAAAAAGGAAAAAAAGACUAACAUAUGAUACAACGUAAGAUUCAAAGGAGGAAACAAAUGACAAACGACAGAAAGCGAAAUAAUAAUAAUAAUAGCGUGUGAAAAGUGGAGGAAAUGUAUAUAAUCAUUGCAUACGUAUAAUGAAGUGAUGAGAAUGUGCUGAUGCUAAACGAAAAAAAUCAAAGAAGGAAAAGAAAAUAGGAAGCCGAGGUAAGUCAGUGUUUGAAAAUCGUGUCAGGAGAACAUUGACCAUUGAAAAAAAACUCGCUUGUAAAAAAAAAUAAAAAAAGAAGGAAAGUAAGAGAAAAGUAACCAAAGCUAAGAACACGAAAGUUAUAUAUAAGAAAAACUUGUUGGUAUAAAAAAAGAUUCCGGGAAAAUAUUGGUUUGUAAGAAAUUAAAAAAGAAGGAAACUAAGUACGAGGUAACCAAAUUAAAAUAAAACGAAAAGAUAUAGAAAAAAAUAAUAAUUGGUAAAACAUAAAAGAAAAAAAAAGCCAAGUUAGCGAAAUGACGUAAAUAAAACAAGACGGACAAUGUGCAUAAUAAAUGAUAAAAAAGAAUAAACGAUAAAAAUAAAUGAAAAAAUGAAGUGAAGGAUAAACGAGAAAAAGAAUAAAUGAUAAAGAACAAACAAGGAGAAAAAAGACGAACAAUGUGAAUAAUAAAUACCAGAAAGAAUAAACGAUAAAAUAAAUGAGAAACCAAAUGAAUAACCGAAGUGGAGAAUAAAUGACAGAAAAAAAGGAAAUUGGAAACAAGAGAAAGUAAACACUGAACCAGAUAAUCUCUUGCUUGUGUGUGCGUGUGUGUGCGCGCGCGCAUGUACGUGUGUGCGUGCGUUGCAUUCAUACAUGUAAAUACACUAGUGACCUUUUAUGCGUGUGACCUCGUUCCGUGUGACCCAAGAUGGUGACUUCUUCGCAGCGGCAGCGCUCAGCAUCAGGCUGUGACCGAGGUGGCUGUACCUGACCCCACCACCACCAUCACCACCAUUAUAAAAAAAAUAUCAGAAGGAGGAGGGAAGAGAGAGAGGAGGAAGAGAACAUGAAAACCAACAAUAAAAGAGGCAUCACCACCACCACCAGUAUCACCACCACCAGAACCGAUCAACACCAACAACUCCAAUCAACUCCGCCACCGCCACCGAAACGACCUCUACUUCUUCUACUACCACCACCACGACCGCAACUACUACUACCACUACUGCUACUAUCCCUCCUACUACUACUACUACCGUCACCUGCCUGGGCCCAGAAGCCACCUCCUAAUUACUCCCACGACCAUCUACCUGACACUACCUUUACCUGUGAUGAUAAGGCCACGGGAGGUUACUACGCCGAUCCCGAAGCUGGCUGUCAGAUGUUCCACGUGUGUGUUAGAGUGUCCGACGAUGAGAUCCGGGACUUCCGUUUUCUGUGCCCCAACAACACCGUGUUCGACCAGCAAAACUUCAUCUGCACGAACUGGUGGGACAUCGACUGCCAGAGAUCGACUCGUUACUACAGCAAGAACGACCUCUUCCGCGUUGACGACCACCAACAACAGAGCCAACAGGAAGAUCACACGCAACAGACAACGGGGAGCGAGUAUGAGGAAGGAGGAGGAGGAGGAGGAGGAGGAGGGGGAGGGGGAGGGGGAGGGGGAGGUGGGGGAGGAGGAGGAGGAGGCAGGGGUAGUGGUGGUGGUGGUGGUGGGUAUUAUGAGUAUGCCUAUGAGUAUGAGGACCCACAAGUCAGAGAAGAUUUGGACUUCAGUGUGAGUUACUCCAACGACUACUCAACAACGACUAGCAUAAGUGGUAGUAGUAGUAGUAGUAGUGAUAGUAGUAGUGGUAGUGGUGGUGGUGGUGGUAGGAGGGGUAAGGUCCAGUCUACGACCUCUACUACUACUACCAAGGCACCUACCACGACUACAACCACUACUACGACCACUACGACUACCACUACUACGACGACUCCACGUCCUACUACUACUACAACGACAACUACCACGACUCAGCCUCCUUACCGUGUGGCGUCCUUCCGCGUGGGUCGUCCCGUGGUCAGCGUCAGUCGUUCCGUGAGCAGAGGACCGACAACGACCACCACGACCUCUUCGGGACCCAGAGGUGGCAACGAGAGAACGACCAGACUUCGCACGAGCCAGGAAACGACUUCGCGGGGACGAGUUCGAAGCCGGGAAAGGACCACUAGACAGGAGGAAGCCUUGAAAGACGCCGAAGUGGACGAACUGUACAAGGGCAUCGAGGAUCCCUUCGCGAACUUCGACUGGAGAAGAGAUUCCUCCGUCUCCUCCUCCGUCUCCUCCACUUCGGGCGUCACAGCAUCCACGAAAACGCGAUAUGAGCAAAGAUUCGGUUCCGGGCCACGAUCUCGCGUGCCUUCAAGAUCAGCGCCAACAGAACCUCCCGUAGCCACAACAACGCAACCCACGACUCCUUCCUAUGCCUGGAGAGCCCGAAGGAGGCGCGUGAGAGGCCGAGGAAGGCAGGAGGGCGUCGUGAGGGCCAGACAGGCGGUGCAGGACAGAGAUCGUGAGGAGUUUGCGAAGUUCCGGUACUAUAAAACGGCUUUCGGGCAGACGGACAACGGCGACGCCCAAGAACCUCCAGUGACCGAUGCCCCGACGACCGAUGAGACGCCCUCCAGUACCAGAAGAGCGCGAGUUCGGCCUGUUGGGUACUUCUCCUCGCGUUCUGCCUCACGGAACACGAGGUACGCGGUCUAUGGUUGAAGGAGGAAGAUCGGUGACUCGAGUUGGAACAAGAAACGACGGAGAGAGAUCGAGGAAGAAGAAGAAGUAGGAGAAGGAGGAGGAUAUCGUAGUAUUGAAACUAGAACGGGGAACAUUACUUUGAAACAGGACAUUACUUCUGAAACACCUAAGCUAUUCCUGUAGACUGAAACUUGCCUGAUAUGAACACAGAAACAUGUCUUACCAUAAAGCACAGCAGAAAUGAAGCUAACACAACAGCGACUGGGAUAAAACGACAUCUAAGAACUGUGGUAUGUAGUUAGUGAUCAACGGCCUAAUAUAAGUGCUGUGCAGACUGUAAUAAUGUGCAAUAAUUAUUCAUACUUAUCCACGGGAGAGUUAGCAACAUAUAAGAUUGGAAUAGAAGGAGUAAACUAUAAUGUGAUGUGAAGGUGAUUUAGUAAAGUGUGAAAAUAUGAAGUCUAUGAAAUCUAUGAACCUAAAUCUAGGAGAGUUAGCAAAUUAACGAGAAUGGAGAAGAAAACUUAAGCAAUGGUGAACUAUAGUAUCGAAUGAGAAGCAGAAAAAGAGAUAUUUGAGAAAGGUAAAGAAAAACAAAAUAAACUAACCACGAAAGAGAAAAGAAUAUGGAAAGAAGAAAAAAAAUAUGAAAGAGAACCAAAAUGAAAGGGAGAAAAUGAGAGAAAGAUGAAAGAAAGCAAAAACGAAAGGAGAAAAAUGAGAAAAAAUACGAUCAUGAUAAAAUAAGAGAAAAAAAAAGUUAACUGCAAGAAGAGAAAUAUUAAAAAAAGCAUUCUUAUUAUUUUUUAUUUGAACCUAAACUCAAGAAAACAUUUAAAGAAAAACAAAAAACAAAAGAUAGUGUUGCAAGUUCGUGCGUUCGUAUAUUCGUGUGUGUUGCAUUGUAUCGUGCGGGUCCCUUCUCUUAUAUAAACCAGUGUUGCCAACGACUGUAGUAGAAGAAGAAGAAGAAGAAGUGUUGCAAAUUGUACAUAGAAAACACUAUAACUAUAACAUUCAUCCAUCUUGUGUUACGUGUGUGUGUGUGUGUGUGUGUGUGUGUGUGUGUGUGUGUGUGUGUGUGUGUGUGUGUUGUAUGAUUAGAAACACAAAUACAACCACUAAUUAUGUUAUCUGUGUAUUCUAUAAGAGUAAAAUAUUAAUACAUUCAUA